Carlito syrichta (Philippine tarsier) is the source of this 884-nucleotide messenger RNA. RefSeq names its product SHC SH2 domain-binding protein 1-like. The annotation marks the transcript as partial. The transcript has 4 exons. Lineage: Eukaryota; Metazoa; Chordata; Mammalia; Primates; Tarsiidae. Gene Ontology annotation, biological process: fibroblast growth factor receptor signaling pathway. The record is from RefSeq and is a predicted model, not a curated record.
UCAUUCACCGUGGUAAGACUACAUUGGAAAACUGUGUAUUGCAGUGCGAAACGACAGGAGUCACAGUACGAACAUCAGCAGAAUUUUUAAUGAAGAACUCCGAUUUAUAUGGUGCCAAGGGUGCUGGUAUAGAAAUAUAUCCUGGGAGUAUGUGUACCCUGAGUGACAAUGGGAUCCAUCACUGCAGGGAUGGGGUCCUCAUUAAGGACUUCUUAGAUGAACAUUAUGACAUUCCCAAGAUAUCCAUGGUAAAUAAUAUUAUACAUAAUAAUGAAGGCUAUGGCGUUGUCUUGGUGAAACCAACAAUUUUCUCUGACCUGCAAGAAAAUGCCCAAGAUGAAACUGAAGAAAACAAAGCACUUAAAAUUCAAACAAGUGGAGAGACAGAUGCAACUGAAAGAGUGGAUCUAGAAGAGCUGAUUCAAUGUGCAACUGAUAAAAUGGAGCUUUAUGCAAGAUCUGACCUUUCUGAUCAAGUAGAGGGAAAUUGUGAAAUUGUAAAUGAACUAGUUGCUAUCUCCACUCAGAAAGGCCAGAUGAAGAAGAAAAGGUUGAGUGAACUAGGUAUCACACAAGCUGAUGACAACCUAAUGUCACAGGAGAUAUUUGUUGGAAUUGUGGGGAAUCAGUUCAAGUGGAAUGGGAAAGGGAGUUUUGGCACAUUUCUUUUCUGACCACAGUGUAAAUAGAUCACAAAAUAUUGGAUUUUGCACAUGCUGCCCUGAGAAUCACAGUCAUUGUAGUUUGCUUUUUUUCUUUAUAUUUGAUAUAUUGAUUGGGCUUGAAUUAAAUGUAGAUUUAUUUCUAUUUGCAGGUGUUGCACAUAAAACACUCCCUCUUUAUAAGAAAGAUCGUAGAAACAUAUAAAACAGAGACUAUUUGGA